This is a messenger RNA of Jatropha curcas, 1408 nucleotides long. Lineage: Eukaryota; Viridiplantae; Streptophyta; Magnoliopsida; Malpighiales; Euphorbiaceae. The record is from RefSeq and is a predicted model, not a curated record.
UUCAGUAUAAUUGUCUAAAUAAUAAAAUAUCUUAGACAAAAUCACCGCAGAAGGCUAUUAUGUAGUUUAUAGUGAUAGUGAUAGUGAAUUCUCCUUAAUGUAGGAGGUUAUGUUCAAAUUGUCAUCUUUAAAAUAUUUAUAUUUAAACGACAAUAGAAUCAAAGGAAUAAUUAAUAUUCAAAAAUUGAGUAAUUUAACAAGCUUGGAGGAGUUGCAUUUAUCUGGAAAUGAAAUUGAAGGUUUCAAAUUCUCUCAUGGUUUACCCAAUCUGCAAUAUCUUGAUCUGAGUUACAAUCGCAUUAACAACUUACUCUCAUCUCUCAAUGGAUUUCCUUCUCUGAAACAUUUGGAUCUAAGUUAUAAUUCUCUGAAAGGGAUAUUUCACAUGAAAGAAUUGGAUGAUCUGAGUAACUUAGAGGAGCUAGAUUUGAGCGGAAAUCAAAUAAUCAAGUUUGAAGUUAAGGAAGACACAAGAGGUCUAAGCAAGUUAAGCAAACUAACUCUGGAUAACAUGACCACAAAUGGAAGAAGCUCUUUACUGCUACAAUCAUUGGGAGCAUUUCCAUAUCUAAAGAUUCUCUCUUUAAAAGAAAAUGAUUUCAAAGGAAAAAUAUUUGCUCAAGAGUCACAUAAUAUGAACAGCUUGGAAGAAUUGAGACUCGACUAUUCAUCUUUGCGUGAAAUCUCUCUUCAAAGUCUUGGAGCAUUGCCUUCUCUUAAAUUUUUAUCUCUGUGUUUUCUGGAAAGCACCCUACCAGCUCAAGGAUUGCCAAAUUUCAAGAACCUAGAAAUUUUACACAUGAAUUAUUCCUCUAGUAGCAUCGACAUCCUGCAAGUAAUUGCAAAAAUGACCUCUCUUAAGGCUUUAUCAUUAAGGAACUGUGGACUCAAUGGCACUAUACCAGUGGCCUCAGGCAUAUGUGAGUUGAAACAUCUCCAAUUUCUAGAUAUGAGCUCUAAUGAUCUAAAUGGUACAUUGCCUAGGUGCUUGGCAAAUAUGACAUCCCUUGAAAGUUUAGAUGUUUCUGACAAUCAUUUUACUGGAAAAAUCUUCCCCCUUGGUGGAUUGACAUCCAUUCAAUAUUUAAGUCUUUCAAACAAUCACUUUAAAAUCCCGAUUUCAUUUGGUCCAUUCUUCAACCAUACAAAACUCAAGUACUUUUAUGGGAGGGAUAAUGAGGUCUAUUCAGAAAUAAAAGUAUACGAGUCGAUUCCAAAAUUCCAAUUAGAGAGUCUUAUGUUAUCUGGUCUGGGAUACGGUGGAGUCUUUCCCAAAUUCUUCUACUAUCAGCGUAACUUAAAAGAAGUUGAUCUCUCAAAUAAUAAACUGGAGGGAAGCUUUCCAAUUUGGUUGUUAAAGAACAAUACAAAACUAUACAAAACUAGAAAACUUCAUUUUAGCCAAUAA